Molecule: messenger RNA, 1866 nt
Organism: Trametes versicolor FP-101664 SS1
Lineage: Eukaryota; Fungi; Basidiomycota; Agaricomycetes; Polyporales; Polyporaceae
Product: DUF155-domain-containing protein
Exons: 7
Coding region: 77-1717 (546 amino acids)
Source: RefSeq, a predicted model, not a curated record
GACAACCACAGUUUCAGCCAGGAAGAUAUUUGAUCUGAACGCCCGGUAGCGAACCAGGGAACCCUUUCAACGGGAAAUGUCAAAUUCACAGCAGCAAGCCCCGCGACCGCCGGCUUCCAAUCCUCCUGCAUUUCGUGCUCGACCGCCUAGAUCAGCUCUCACUCGCCGACCAUCUGUCACAGGGGUGGCACUCACAAACCCUGUUACUGGCGGAGCGAAAGCUCAGAGGACGUCCAAAACCACCCAGAAACUCGUCGUACUGCCCUCUGCGCCCCAGACAAAACCCAUCCCACUCGAGGCGGAUGAGGAUGCAGAGCAGCUACUCGGGUAUGAGACGGACCAAGGGGUUCGCGAACACAAGAGCGCAGGGGAGCGGAUGAGCAAGGAGGAGAGGGAGAAGGCGGGGUUUGGGCGGAUAACUGCGUACUGCAUCGCGGAGGGCUUCAAGAUGAAGCUCCUCGCUAGCUUCCUGAAGCGCGAGCACAACGUGAAGCCUCGCGUAUAUGACGAGGCGAUGUACGUCAUGUACCACCUCCCUCUACUGCCCGGGUACGGCCCAGGGUCCAACAUUCGAUCCUCUGCACCUGCUGUAACUCCAGGCAAUGAGGACCCCAGUUCCGGGCUUUCUGAAGCGGAGGAAGAUGGAUAUCAAGGCACGUACUUCAAUUCCGAGGAACAUCAGGAGUCCGCUACGCAGAUAGAAGGCUAUAUGCCCUCCGCGUCCCCCGUCAUGGCGACACACGGCAUGGCUGUCGGUAGCCCGGAGCAGCUCCAGAGCGCUGCGCUGGAGCAAGCGCGCGCAUCUGGGCAGAUACCCAUUGUGGUCACUACGGAGGAACGCGAGCACGAACCAUCCAGGAGCGAGAACCUACGACCCAGGAGAAUCAGCAAACGGAAAACCAAGUCUGAGGCGGAGAACUUCGCCGAAGCCAUUUUCUUUGACUACGGCGUGGUCGUCUUCUACGGUUUCCGGGAAGACCAGGAGCUCGGUAUCCUCGAGGACGUCGAGGAGGCCGGUGUCAUGCUUAGGAAGAUCCCGCAUGACGAUUGGGAGGUGGAGGCAUGUCAUUAUGCGCACGACCCUAACAUCGCGUUUCCGCGUAUAUUCAACGACUUCUUCACCUUCAAGACCCAUUCACACCUCCUCCAGCUCUCCGUCGCACACGCUCUCGCGCAGUCGACAUUACUCGCCCACUACGAGACACUCGCGCAUCGCAUCCUCUCCGCCCCGUCUACACGCUCGAUCCCGACUCAGCUAGCGCUCACAGGCGUGCUCGCUCUGCCACGCAAGGACGCGUUGAAACUCACUGGACGCCUGUUCACGCUGCGUCGGGACGUGAAUCUCGUCAGCAACGUGCUCGACGUGCCCGAGCUGUUCUGGGACGAAGCGAGUCUGAAGGCGUUAUACGACGCUGUGCGCGAGUAUAUGGAGAUCGGGCCGCGCGUGCAGGUCAUGAACGAGAAGAUCGCGGUCGCGGAGGAUCUGCUGAGCGCGAUACACGAUCACCUGAACACGAACGCGAUGGAUCGCAUAACAUGGAUCAUCAUCUGGCUUAUCGUGGUCGCGUGCCUGGUGGAAGCGGGCGAAGUCAUCGCACGGCUGAUCGUACACGCGACAAUGGGCUCAGGGUCUACGCCGUCGCCUGAGCAGAUCCUCGCGAGCAUGUCGCGCGACGAGGCGCUGGCUGCUCUGGAUCGCAUCGCGCGUGGACCUUGAGGGUGCAGCGGAGAUGUCGACCGCCCUAUUACCGCAGCUUAGGCAGGCACCGCACUGUUACUACUCGUCGCAUAGUAUGAGUGGACCAGCGCGGACUUUAGUCUCCCUUGGAUGCACGUGCACGGUACAUGAAUUCUGGGAAUAUCGCG